Molecule: messenger RNA, 1121 nt
Organism: Trematomus bernacchii (emerald rockcod)
Lineage: Eukaryota; Metazoa; Chordata; Actinopteri; Perciformes; Nototheniidae
Gene: fis1
Product: fission, mitochondrial 1
Exons: 5
Coding region: 37-498 (153 amino acids)
Biological process (GO): autophagy of mitochondrion; mitochondrial fission; mitochondrial fragmentation involved in apoptotic process
Cellular component (GO): mitochondrial outer membrane; peroxisomal membrane
Molecular function (GO): protein binding
Source: RefSeq, a predicted model, not a curated record
GUAAGGUGGGCGGAGUCAAAAGCUGUUUCCGGAAACAUGGAGGCUGUUGUGAGCGAUGUGGUGGCUCCCGAAGAUCUUUUAAAGUUCGAGAAAAAGUAUAACAGUGAGCUGGUGAAGGGAGCCGUCUCCAGAGAAACUAAGUUUGAGUAUGCGUGGUGUCUGAUCCGGAGCAAAUACACAGACGACAUCAAGAAGGGAAUUGUGCUCUUGGAAGAACUUGUUCAGAAAGCAUCAAAGGACGAUUCUCGGGACUUCCUGUUCUACCUUGCAGUGGCCAAAUACAGACUCAAAGAAUAUGAGAAAGCUCUGAAGUACAUCCGAACUCUCCUAAAGAACGAACCGGGGAACAAGCAGGCUCAGGAUCUGGAGAAACUCAUCGACAAAGCUUUAAAGAAAGACGGCUUGGUUGGCAUGGCGAUCGUCGGGGGGAUCAGUCUGGGUGUUGCUGGUCUGGCGGGCCUCAUCGGUUUGGCCGUGGCCAAAGGUGCCAAAUCCUAACAUGGACAUGGGACGACGUUUCAUCUUUGUGCUGGACUGACAAAUUGACCAUUACCUGCAUAAAAAAAAAAAAGUUUAUUAAUGGAGCUUGACGGAUGUAACAUUUUGGUUUGGUUUGAAUAAUGCCAGUGAAUAACCAUAUUGUAACAGGGUUGAGAUUCACCAUACAUAUGCCAUUACUUAUCUGUCUAUUCACACCAUAGCAUGGCACUUUCUUAUUAUUUGUGUAAAUAUAUUGAUGAAUGAUUACAGUAAUGGUGCAGCUCAAUUUUCUGUAAAUUCUAAUUUAGUUUGCACCUACAUUUCCCAUUUACAUUAAGUAAAUAAUAUCUUCCUAAAAGCGCAGUUGUGGUUCUGUAACUGUCUGUUUUUGACUCCAAGAAUUGUAAAGAAAGUGUUAUUGGUGAAGUGGGAGGUGUAGAUUGUUAUACCAAGCAGUGACAGUGCCAUAAUGCUGCUGAGGAGGCGAGGAGAGAGGGGUUGAUUUUUAGUUGUUCUGAAUACUACUUUGAAUUAAGGGACGCAACACACUCAUUGAAGAUGGAUACCCUUUGCCAUUUACCUGGUCUGCAUAUGAAGAGUUGUUUUUCCAUCUUGUUUAAUAAAAUGCUUUUGAACUGAGA